AUUAGCUCAAACACUUGUGAAGUGUUGCUGAUCUGCUAGCUUUUAGGCCUAUGUGGACUCAGUUUCAAAUGAUGUUCUCUCUCUUUCUUGCUCCUGCUGGAAGAUUAAAUGAAAAAAUUAAGCCUUCCACCACAGCCACCAUUGAGGAACAGCAGCCAUGGCUCUCCACUAUCCCAUGGCCGUGGGCCUGAACAAGGGCCACAAAGUGACAGAGAAUGUGAGCAAGCCGAGGCACAGCUGUCGACAAGGGAGCCUCACCAAGUACACCAAGUUUGUGCGGGACAUGAUCGGAGAUGUGGCCCUCUAUGAGCGGCACGCCAUGGAGCUGCUCAAAGUCUGUAAGGACAAGAGGGCCUUGAAAUUCAUCAAGAAAAGGGUGGGAACACACAUCUGUGCCAAGAGGAAGAGAGAGGAUCUGAGCAAUGUCCCUGCAGCCAUGAAGAAGGCAGCAGCCGAGAAGGACCGAGCCCCAUGCCCUCUGUGUAAUAAAACCUGCUCAGAAAAAAAAAAAAUUCAGAUACGAAUGGACAUGUUCCCUCCUGCCACAGGACCCUUGCCUUAG
Phyllostomus hastatus (greater spear-nosed bat) is the source of this 562-nucleotide messenger RNA. Its product is annotated as 60S ribosomal protein L36-like. Gene Ontology annotation, molecular function: structural constituent of ribosome. Gene Ontology annotation, cellular component: ribosome; cytosolic large ribosomal subunit. Bases 158 to 562 code for a protein of 134 amino acids. The record is from RefSeq and is a predicted model, not a curated record. The transcript has 2 exons. Gene Ontology annotation, biological process: cytoplasmic translation. NCBI's taxonomy places the organism in Eukaryota, Metazoa, Chordata, Mammalia, Chiroptera, Phyllostomidae.